This is a messenger RNA of Raphanus sativus (radish), 960 nucleotides long. Its product is annotated as 40S ribosomal protein S8-1. Gene Ontology annotation, biological process: maturation of SSU-rRNA from tricistronic rRNA transcript (SSU-rRNA, 5.8S rRNA, LSU-rRNA); translation. The coding region runs from base 84 to 773 and encodes 229 amino acids. The transcript is spliced from 5 exons. The record is from RefSeq and is a predicted model, not a curated record. Gene Ontology annotation, molecular function: structural constituent of ribosome. NCBI's taxonomy places the organism in Eukaryota, Viridiplantae, Streptophyta, Magnoliopsida, Brassicales, Brassicaceae. Gene Ontology annotation, cellular component: cytosolic small ribosomal subunit; ribosome.
AUCCACUUUAUAAACCUACUUGGUGUCCAAUUUUCACAGCUCCGGCGCAAUUUUAACAGAGAAACUCUAAUUAAGAGGCAACCAUGGGUAUAUCUCGUGACUCAAUCCACAAGAGGCGUGCCACUGGAGGCAAGCAGAAGGGAUGGAGGAAGAAGCGAAAGUACGAGAUGGGAAGGCAGCCAGCCAACACCAAGUUGUCCAGCAACAAGACGGUCAGAAGAAUCCGUGUUCGUGGAGGCAACGUCAAGUGGCGUGCGUUGAGGCUCGAUACUGGUAACUACUCUUGGGGAAGUGAGGCUGUUACCCGCAAGACCAGAGUCCUUGAUGUUGUCUACAAUGCUUCCAACAACGAGCUUGUACGUACAAAGACUCUAGUCAAGAGUGCCAUUGUUCAGGUGGAUGCUGCUCCAUUCAAGCAGUGGUAUCUCCAGCACUAUGGUGUCGAGGUCGGUCGCAAGAAGAAGAAUGCUGCUUCCGCUGCCAAGAAGGAAGCAGAGGAUGGUGAAGAAGCAGCUCCAGCUGCUGCUGCUGCUGCUGCUGCUCCUGAGGAGGUGAAGAAGAGCAACCACGUGCUGAGAAAGAUUGAGAGCCGUCAAGAGGGACGAAGUCUUGAUUCCCACAUUGAGGAGCAGUUUGCGAGCGGUCGUUUGUUGGCUUGCAUCUCAUCAAGGCCCGGCCAGUGCGGACGUGCUGAUGGAUACAUUCUGGAAGGUAAAGAGCUGGAAUUCUACCAGAAGAAGAUCCAGAAGAAGAAGGGAAAGGGUGCUGCUUAAAGCUUGUUCUUUGCCUGAAACCUUUUUGUUUUCUUUAUACAUGCUGUUUUGAGGUUUCAGUUUGUAAUACUGUGUGAGAACUUAUGUUUUCGGAUUAGCUUGAUAUCGUAUUUCUUAGUACUUCCAUCAGUUAUUAUUGAUUUAUUGUACAAUGGUUUGAGAUAUCUAUUUUCAUGGUUUCCCUUUA